AUGUCUGGCAUCAAGAUCAGAUCUGUGGCGAUCAUUGGUGCCGGUGCCUCAGGUGCUAUCUCUGCGGCUGCAUUCGCGUCGGAAGACUAUUUCCAUCGUAUUAGAGUCUUUGAAAGAAAGAGCAAUCCUGGGGGCACCUGGAUAUAUGAUCCAGACCCAGGGCCCGAUCUUAAGCUUUACCCUGGUGCCCUACCUCCUGAGACCGAUCCACCGCUCCGCAUCCCGGAUCAUCUGCCAAGGACUACGGCCCCAAGCAAACAAGAACGAUAUGACAGAACGCCUAUAUACGAUGACCUGACGACGAAUGUUCCUGAUAUUGCCAUGUCCUUCUCAGAUUCCCGUUUUUCCUAUGGCCCUUUCCCACCUCACUGGGUGCCGAGACAAUACAUAGCCAAUUACUUCUCCGAGCAUCGAACGGACUCCUUGUUGGUUUUGAACACUACUGUCGAGGAUGUGUCAAGACUACCCGAAGAUAGGUGGCGCAUAACGCUGCGACAUUAUGAUGCUGUCAAGCAUGUAGAUGUGUGGUGGGAGGAAGAUUUUGAUGCCGUGGUGAUCGCCAACGGACAUUAUACAGUACCCUACGUUCCUAAGGUGAAAGGUCUCGACGAAUAUCUCCGUUUGUUUCCAGGGCGAGUUGUACAUUCCAAAAUUUACCGGAAUCCACGAAUAUGGAAAGAUAAAAAUGUUGUAGUAAUUGGAAAUUCAGCCUCUGGUCACGAUGUCACAGCUGGUCUUGCAGGCCAUGCUCACCUUCCUGUCUAUCAGUCUCGACGAUCAGUUUCACGAUGGGAAGGAGAUAAGCCUCCGCCAGGCGUUGAAUGGAAACCUGUUAUCAGAGAAUUCCUACCCACGGGCGAAGUCGUGUUCGAGGACGAUUCGGUGCUCACAGAUAUUGACACCAUCAUAUACUGUACGGGCUACAAAACCUCAUUCCCACUCUGGAAUGAGAAAGCCAAUGGUUCGGCGCUUUGGAACUACGAACAGAAUCGUUUGAAAGGAAGCUUUUGGCACACGUUCUUUCCCCAAUAUCCAACGCUAGGCAUAGUUGGUGUACCGAGAGUACUUACAUUCCGGUCAUUCGAAUAUCAAGCUAUUGCACUGGCGCGGGUUUUCUCUAAGAGAAACGCUUCGCCACUUCCACCCAAAAAGGAACAGGAGCAAUGGGACAGAGAUAGGUGGCAACUGGUGAGUAAAGAGCAUCGCAAGUUCCACGACAUAAUAUGGGAGAAUGGAGAAACGCUUGAUUGGCUCCGUAACCUCUUCGAAUUGGCAGGGCUCCCUGUUCUGGAGGGCCAUGGAAGAUGUCCACCAGUCUUGAAUGAUGAGACAAGAUGGGCGAUUGAGCACAUUAAGAAAUAUCCCGAGCCUGGAAGGCAUGAGCUGGAGAAUGAGGAUUGGACCAUAGUCAGGACAACGAAGGAUCUCCUCCAUUUUAUCUAG
Molecule: messenger RNA, 1443 nt
Organism: Exophiala bonariae
Lineage: Eukaryota; Fungi; Ascomycota; Eurotiomycetes; Chaetothyriales; Herpotrichiellaceae
Exons: 4
Coding region: 1-1443 (480 amino acids)
Molecular function (GO): flavin adenine dinucleotide binding; N,N-dimethylaniline monooxygenase activity; NADP binding
Source: RefSeq, a predicted model, not a curated record